AACUACACACUCCACGACAUUCUCCUGUGUUCGACGGCAACCACCUCCUCUUUGCCAUUUCCCUCAAAUUCUCAACGAAAUUCAACCCGUAUAUAAUCCAUAGAUUGUGUUAUGAUCGCAAAUCGAGUUGUUGUUGGUUCAUUAUGUCGAUCGCCACACGUUUUGCGUCGAGAAUUUCCAGAUCAGCUUCAGCGAACUGGAAAUUGAGUAUAGGGUUUUGUCAACGGAGGUUUAUGAGGGUUUUGACGUGUGAGGAACAGGAAUUGGUCAACCACAGUGACAGUGCCAAGAACCAGAGAUUUGUGGCUGUUUGGGGAAAUGGCGAUUAUGGGAGAUUGGGUUUGGGUAGCUUGGAAUCGAAAUGGAGGCCUGCUGUUUGUUCGGCUUUUGGAGAUGGAAGUCUCCGAGAGAUUGCGUGUGGUGGAGCUCACACCCUGUUCUUAACAGAUACUGGUAAUGUAUAUGCUUCUGGACUCAAUGACCAUGGACAACUGGGUGUGUCAGAUGAUAAAGGCUACACAAUUGAUCCACUAGAAGUUUCUGGACUUCCCAACAAUAUUGUGAAAAUUUCAGCUGGAUAUUAUCACUCUUCAGCUAUUACAGAAAGUGGAGAACUUUAUAUGUGGGGCAAGAAUUCCAGUGGUCAACUUGGACUUGGAAAGAAGGCAGGAAAGCUGAUUCCAUUCCCAAGUAAAGUGGAAUUCCUGAAUGGAGUCCCCAUAAAGAUGGCUGCUUUGGGUUCUGAUCACUCUAUUGCUGUUACAGAAACAGGUGAUGUGUUAAGUUGGGGAGGUGGAGAAUCCGGAAGGCUUGGUCAUGGACACAAAUCGAGCCUCUUGGGCUUUUUGAGUUCUACAAGUGAAUAUACACCAAGGCUCAUUAAGGAACUUGAAGGAGUCAAGAUUAAAAGUGUUGCUGCUGGGAUGCUACAUUCAGCAUGCAUUGAUGAAAACGGUUCCGUAUUUGUUUUUGGGGAAAAAGCAGUACAAAAAUUGGUGUCAAGAGAAGGAAGCACUGUUUCAACUCCUUCUCAAAUAAAGGAAUUACCAUUUUCUCAAGAGGUUGCAUGUGGUGCUCAUCACACAUGUGUCAUCACAAGUGGAGGAGAACUGUAUACAUGGGGCUCGAAUGACAAUGGUUGUUUGGGUACUGGUGAUACACAUACUGUUCAUGUGCCCGAAAGAGUUCAAGGUCCAUUCUUGAAACAUUCUGUUUCCAAGGUGUCAUGUGGAUGGAAGCAUACAGCAGCUAUUUCUGAUGGAAAUGUUUAUACUUGGGGUUGGGGUGGGGCCAUGGGGACAUUUUUUGAAGCCGAGCAUUCUUCUGGUGGACAGUUGGGCCUAGGAGAUGAUGUAGACUACGUUGAACCAACGUUUGUUGACUUUGGUGAGAAUGUGAAAGCAGUACAGAUCUCAUGUGGGUUCAACCACACGGGAGCUGUACUCGAAUACAACUAAUGCUCCAGUCAUCCGAUACUCAUAUCAGAUGAUAGUAUCGGAUGACUGAUUGAUUCGAGCAGUUAGUCAUCUGAUACUGAUAUAUCGGAUGACUAGAUCAGUCAUUCGAAUCAGAAUCGAAUGCAUUGGUGCAAAUCAAGAUCAGUCAUUCGAAUCAGAAUCGAAUGCAUUGGUGCAAAUCAAGAGUAAAUAACCAUCAUACAAAAUAAGGCUAUACGUACAUUUAUGAUUCUCAAGCGUAUAGUGUUGUAUAUGAGGUUCUUGUUUAUUCUAAAAACAAACGUGUUAUGAUU
Molecule: messenger RNA, 1750 nt
Organism: Lactuca virosa
Lineage: Eukaryota; Viridiplantae; Streptophyta; Magnoliopsida; Asterales; Asteraceae
Source: the annotation of a GenBank genome assembly